Entrophospora candida is the source of this 762-nucleotide messenger RNA. NCBI's taxonomy places the organism in Eukaryota, Fungi, Glomeromycota, Glomeromycetes, Entrophosporales, Entrophosporaceae. The record is from the annotation of a GenBank genome assembly.
AUGAGUAUGCAAAAUCAACUCCCAGUUAUUCGUAACCCAUUAGUUAUACCCGAAAUUCUUGAAAAUAUAUUCAGUUACCUUCCUACAACAGCAUUGGUUAGAGUAACCUAUGUUAGCAAACUAUGGAGAUUAGAGACCAGAAAUAAACUUUAUCAAAAUCGUAAUGAAAUUAUAUAUGAUUUCCAUAAGUGGUUCUUGAACAUAUUCAGGCUUAAUUGGGGUAUUCCUCAAGAAUUAAUGCCAGAUGUUGACGUAUCUAUUGCCAAAGUUAAAAAAUUUCGAGAUACUUUUCAGUUAAAUAUUAGGGCAGAACUACUUAUUAAAAGAGUGCAACUACAGGGUAAGUAUACAUCUAUGGGAUUGGCAUAUAAUGAAAAUUUUCUAGCCUGUGUAGAAUCCCAUAAAUUAUUUCAUGCUGAUCCAGGAAAUAUUGUAAAUUAUGCUAAUUUUCGAAAAUUGGAUAGAGAAUGUAUACUUAUUCAACGUAAUAGAUUCAAUUUACACCGAGAAUUAGUAAACUUUGAGCAUUAUCUAAUAAAUGUGAAUAUAAUUACAGAUCCUAAUGAAGUUGACAUCAUUCUUGAUAAAUGCUCAGAACUUCAGAUUGAGGAGGAAGAAAUGCAAUGGAAUGAUGAUGAUGAGUCAGAGACUCGAAGCUUUGCUUCUCCUGAUCCCAAUUCUGAUGAUUCCUUUAACUUUUGGGAUGAUCCCAAUUCUGAUGAAUUUAUGAACGAAUAUGACCUGACUACUUCUCUGCCAUAA